AUGGACCCAUGGACAGAGGCGGUCACAGAGGAGGCCACAGAGGAGGUCACAGAGGAGGUCACAGAGGACGUCACAGAGGAGGUCACAGAGGAGGUCACAGAGGAGGCCACAGAGGAGGUCACAGAGGAGGCCACAGAGGAGGUCACAGAGGAGGUCACAGAGGAGGUCACAGAGGAGGCCACAGAGGAGGUCACAGAGGAGGAAAAGAAAUCUGCAGAUCAGAGCGCUUGA
Molecule: messenger RNA, 231 nt
Organism: Knipowitschia caucasica
Lineage: Eukaryota; Metazoa; Chordata; Actinopteri; Gobiiformes; Gobiidae
Source: the annotation of a GenBank genome assembly